Nematocida homosporus is the source of this 675-nucleotide messenger RNA. RefSeq lists its product as uncharacterized. Lineage: Eukaryota; Fungi; Microsporidia. The transcript has a single exon. The record is from RefSeq and is a predicted model, not a curated record. Bases 1 to 675 code for a protein of 224 amino acids.
AUGUCUUAUCUUGAAAUAGUUAAAGGUGUGGAUAGAAAUAGGAUUUAUCGCGGUCGGACGAUUAGAUAUAGAAUCGUGAUUGUGUUGUGUUCUUUAGUGUUAGUGUUAGGUAGUGUUAGAGGGACGGGCUGUAAUGGUAUGUGUGAUAGUAAAGUAGGCGGUGAUAGUGACGUUGUUAUGCAGGAAAUAACAGCUCCGGGGGAUUGGGCAGCAUCAUCUAAGAUAACUGAAGACUUAACUACACAUGGGUUUUCGCUUCAAGAUAAGAAGAGUGUCGUCUAUGUUAAGAAGCACAUAACUGAAGAAGUAGCGGCGGUGGCCUCGGACUCGACUGUAGCUUUAAGUCCAACUAGCCCCACAGAAAACAUUGACAAGUAUAUGGUGUUGUGGCCCGAGCCAGAGCUACAAUUCACAAUACCCAAAAUUAGUGAAGUAGGCGGAUUGCAGAGGGUUUUGAAUACAUUGAAGGAUAUUGUUGUUAUCAAAGCUGACAAGGUCGUGUUUAUCUAUAAAGUAGAGCAUGUCAAGAGGUUACCCGACAGAUCCGAUGCUAUAUUUCGAAUUAUCAGCACGCUAAAGUGUAAGGAGCUGGAACUUAGAAUAGAAGAGUAUGACAUAGAGAGAUAUUCGCAAUGGGUUAGUGUGGUGUCCGUGCCAUCCCCCACACAUCUUUAA